GCGGGCGGCGGGGCUCGGCCAUUCCUACCCGCGCGUGCGGCGCUGCUGGCUGCUGAAUGCUGGCGUCCGGGGUGCAGGCGGCCGCAUGGAUCCCGGGGGCCGGUGGCGGAACCUGCCCAGCGGGCCUAGCCUAAAGCACUUGACCGACCCCUCUUACGGGAUCCCGCGGGAGCAGCAAAAGGCAGCGCUGCAGGAGCUGACGCGGGCGCACGUGGAGUCUUUUAACUAUGCUGUGCGCGAGGGGCUCGGCCACGCAGUGCGGGCUAUACCUCCCUUUGAAUUUGCUUUCAAAGAUGAGCAUAUCUCUAUUACUAUUGUGGAUGCUGUUAUUAGUCCACCCACAGUUCCAAAAGGGACCAUCUGCAAAGAGCUCAACGUUUACCCAGCAGAAUGCCGGGGCCGAAGGAGUACCUACCGUGGGAAGUUGACAGUUGAUAUCAGCUGGGCAGUAAAUGGAAUCCCAAGAGGAAUCAUUAAACAGUCUCUUGGCUAUGUUCCCAUCAUGGUGAAGUCCACGCUUUGCAAUUUACACAGCCUUCCUCCACAAGCCCUCAUUGAGCACCACGAGGAGGCAGAGGAAAUGGGAGGCUAUUUUAUAAUUAAUGGCAUUGAGAAAGUAAUUCGAAUGUUGGUUAUGCCUCGGAGAAAUUUUCCCAUUGCAAUGAUUAGACCAAAAUGGAAAACCAGAGGGCCUGGCUAUACUCAAUAUGGAGUUUCAAUACACUGUGUGAGGGAAGAACAUUCCGCUGUUAAUAUGAACCUUCACUACUUGGAAAAUGGCACAGUUAUGUUGAACUUUAUUUACCGGAAAGAACUGUUUUUUCUUCCUUUGGGAUUUGCACUUAAGGCACUUGUCAACUUUUCCGAUUAUCAAAUUUUUCAAGAGCUCAUUAAAGGAAAAGAGGAUGACUCUUUCUUGAGGAAUUCUGUUUCUCAGAUGUUAAGGAUUGUGACAGAAGAGGGUUGUUCCACACAAAAACAGGUCCUUAACUAUGUAGGUGAAUGCUUCAGAGUUAAACUCAAUCUUCCCGACUGGUACCCAAAUCAACAAGCUGCAGAGUUCCUGUUUAACCAGUGCAUCUGUAUCCACUUGAAAUCCAAUACUGAAAAGUUUUAUAUGCUUUGUCUCAUGACCCGGAAGCUCUUUGCAUUAGCCAAAGGAGAGUGCAUGGAGGACAGUCCUGACAGUAUAGUGAAUCAAGAAGUCCUUACACCUGGUCAGCUCUUCCUUAUGUUUCUGAAGGAAAAAAUGGAAGCUUGGUUAGUGUCUAUUAAAAUAGCUUUUGAUAAGAAGGCUCAGAAGACCAAUGUGUCCAUGAACACUGAUAAUUUGAUGAAGAUUUUUAGUCUGGGAAGUGAUCUUACAAAACGAUUUGAAUACCUUUUUGCUACUGGAAAUCUGCGUUCUAAAACAGGUCUUGGCUUCCUGCAAGAUUCCGGACUUUGUGUUGUGGCUGACAAGCUGAACUUCGUACGCUAUCUCUCCCAUUUCCGGUGUGUGCACAGAGGGGCUGAUUUUGCCAAGAUGAGGACCACCACAGUACGCAGGCUGCUGCCAGAGUCCUGGGGCUUCCUUUGUCCCGUGCACACCCCAGACGGGGAGCCCUGUGGGCUGAUGAACCACUUAACUGCUGUGUGUGAAGUCGUCACACAGUUUGUGUAUACUACACCUAUUCCAGCUUUGCUGUGCAACCUGGGGGUCACUCCUGUAGAUGGAACUCCCCACCAACCCUACAGCGAGUGCUACCCUGUCCUGCUGGAUGGUGUCAUGGUUGGCUGGGUGGAUAAGGAGCUGGCUCCGAGCAUCGCAGACUCUCUCCGUCAUUUUAAGGUGUUGAGAGAAAAAAGAAUUCCUCCCUGGAUGGAGGUGGCCCUUGUCCCCAUGACAGGGAAAGCAAGUCUGUACCCAGGAUUAUUUCUUUUUACCACCCCUUGUAGACUGGUACGGCCUGUGCAGAACUUGGAAUUAGGCAAAGAAGAACUAAUUGGAACUAUGGAACAGAUCUUCAUGAACGUCGCCAUCUUUGAGGAUGAGGUGAUUGCUGGAGUCACCACACACCAGGAGCUCUUUCCUCACAGCCUGCUGAGUGUGAUCGCCAACUUCAUCCCUUUCUCCGAUCACAACCAGAGUCCACGGAACAUGUACCAGUGCCAGAUGGGUAAGCAAACUAUGGGCUUUCCACUUCUCACUUAUCAAGACCGAUCAGAUAAUAAAUUGUAUCGUCUUCAGACUCCACAAAGUCCCUUAGUGAGACCUUACAUGUAUGAUUAUUAUGACAUGGAUAACUAUCCAAUUGGGACAAAUGCCAUCGUUGCUGUGAUUUCUUACACUGGUUAUGAUAUGGAAGAUGCCAUGAUUGUGAAUAAGGCCUCUUGGGAACGAGGCUUUGCCCAUGGAAGUGUCUACAAGUCUGAGUUCAUAGACCUCACUGAAAAAAUUAAACAAGGAGAUGAUAGUCUGGUGUUUGGAGUCAAACCUGGUGACCCACGGAUUUUGCAGAAGUUAGAUGAUGAUGGAUUGCCAUUUAUAGGAGCAAAACUGCAGUAUGGAGAUCCAUAUUACAGCUACCUAAACCUCAACACUGGGGAAAGCUUUGUGAUGUACUACAAGAGUAAAGAAAAUUGUGUUGUGGAUAACAUCAAAGUGUGUAGUAAUGACACUGGGAGUGGACGAUUUAAGUGUAUUUGCAUCACAAUGAGAGUCCCUCGGAACCCAACUAUUGGGGAUAAGUUUGCUAGUCGUCAUGGGCAAAAGGGCAUUUUGAGCAGAUUAUGGCCAGUAGAAGACAUGCCUUUUACUGAAAGUGGGAUGGUCCCAGACAUUCUGUUCAACCCUCACGGUUUUCCAUCGCGCAUGACCAUCGGUAUGUUAAUUGAGAGUAUGGCUGGGAAGUCUGCAGCUUUGCACGGUCUCUGCCAUGAUGCUACACCCUUCACCUUCUCAGAGAACUCGGCCUUAGAAUACUUUGGUGAGAUGUUAAAGGCUGCUGGCUACAACUUCUAUGGCACUGAGAGGAUGUAUAGUGGCAUCAGUGGGCUAGAACUGGAAGCAGACAUCUUCAUAGGCGUGGUGUAUUAUCAACGUCUGCGCCACAUGGUCUCAGACAAAUUUCAAGUUAGGACAACUGGAGCAAGAGACAAAGUCACCAACCAGCCUAUUGGGGGAAGAAAUGUUCAGGGUGGAAUCCGUUUUGGGGAGAUGGAGCGGGAUGCUCUUUUAGCUCACGGUACAUCUUUUCUCCUGCAUGACCGUCUCUUCAACUGCUCUGACCGAUCGGUAGCUCAUGUGUGUGUGAAGUGUGGCAGCUUACUCUCUCCACUGUUGGAGAAGCCACCCCCAUCUUGGUCUGCCAUGCGUAACAGAAAAUACAACUGUACCUUGUGUAAUCGCAGUGACACUAUUGAUACUGUUUCCGUGCCUUACGUUUUUCGGUAUUUUGUAGCUGAACUGGCAGCUAUGAACAUCAAAGUGAAACUGGAUGUCGUUUAACUUGAUGCUGGCCUUUUGGAUUAGGAGAUCUAUCAGAUUAAAAAAAUGAUGUUAUCAUUAGA
Messenger RNA from Lemur catta (Ring-tailed lemur), 3552 nucleotides. RefSeq names its product RNA polymerase I subunit B (gene POLR1B). Bases 86 to 3490 code for a protein of 1134 amino acids. The record is from RefSeq and is a predicted model, not a curated record. Gene Ontology annotation, cellular component: nucleus; RNA polymerase I complex. NCBI's taxonomy places the organism in Eukaryota, Metazoa, Chordata, Mammalia, Primates, Lemuridae. The transcript is spliced from 15 exons. Gene Ontology annotation, molecular function: ribonucleoside binding; DNA binding; DNA-directed RNA polymerase activity. Gene Ontology annotation, biological process: DNA-templated transcription.